AUGGACACCUAUGUAGCAUUUACGGAGAUUCCUGGGUGGACGGCCGACACAAGCGGCGUCACUCUUCGCAUCAAGGCGCGAGUGGUGAUGCGUAUCUGGCAGCCUGAUCAAGACAUCGAGCCCCAAUUGAUCUCGCACUUUUGCCGCCAGACGAUUUCUUCUUCCGACCACGUCACUACCGAGCACGCUCACUUCACCAUCCCCCAACCCUACUGCCACAUCAGCCAUCACCCCACCUGGGAGGAGCAGACGCAACGGAUGUUAUCUUACGUCGCAGCAAAUCACGUGCGCCCUACCGACCUCGACCUUCUCUCGCUUGCUUUCCGCAGAUACACCUACGCGGUGCUAGGCCAAUUUCCGAUCACGACGCUGGUAGCCGUUAUGGAGUUCUUCUCCGUCGUUGAAAUCCCAUUUACUCCUUCCGCGUCUGCCAGCCAACUUCAUUACUCGCUGCCUCGGGAGACCUAUGAAUAUUUUUUUGGGGUUGAGAUCACCCAGUACAAUAGAGGGCCGAGGCCGGCGUCCCCAGCUACGGUGGAGGGACUCCAGAUGGUAACUAAGAUGGGAGAAGAUAGCUCGUGUUCCAUCUGCCUUGACGAUUUCGAGGUGAUGACUCAGGCUCUGGCAAUGCCCUGCGGCCAUUCAUUUCACGAAGGAUGUCUGAAGGAGUGGUUGCGGCGGAAAAAUUCUUGCCCCCUCUGUAGAUUUUCAAUGCUUCCGACCACAGAGUAG
Zingiber officinale is the source of this 732-nucleotide messenger RNA. RefSeq lists its product as uncharacterized. Gene Ontology annotation, molecular function: zinc ion binding. The transcript has a single exon. Bases 1 to 732 code for a protein of 243 amino acids. NCBI's taxonomy places the organism in Eukaryota, Viridiplantae, Streptophyta, Magnoliopsida, Zingiberales, Zingiberaceae. The record is from RefSeq and is a predicted model, not a curated record.